AUGCAAGUGUGCAACCGGGCUGAGAUCACUGACAUUUUGGCGAAUUGGGAUCAGGUCCUGCAGUCCUUGGACCGAGUACAAGCUUACACUGCUGCUCGUGCAAACGAGACGGCGACACAGCUAACGGAGGCGUGCAAAGCCGAGCGUCCACCUCUGUUCGGUGACAGUGCAGAGGCCAUUGAAUGGGCGAAAGUGCAGAGGAAGUCGCCGAGGCGGAGGGAGAUACGAGGACUGUUACCCAACUUUGAACCGAAGGAGCCGCGCCAGCAGGAGGCGGAUCACAGUGUUGAUGUUGAUACUUCAGCUCUUUCAAAGAAAGACCGAGCUGCCUCCCAGCUGCUCCUUGAGCGCUUUGAGCAACAUCUCGCAAAGGAGGCAAGGCAGCAGCGGCUCGAAGGGGUCUUCCGGGGCUGGCGAGAGGCAUGCACUCGAAGACGCACAGAAGACGGUCACAAGGAGGGCAAGGCCUGGGUGGAUCGCAUCACAGCGUCCUUGGAAAUGCAGCGUGAAACAGUGUCGAGGCUCCACAGGCAACGACGAGAUCGCUGCGAGAACGCCCUGCGCUCUUGGCAAGAGGUUCAGCGGCAGCUGCUGAUCAGCAACGUGUUCAGCGCAUGGUCAGCUGCAGUGGAACAGACCCGUGUGAGCGCACGGAAGCUGGCACAUCUCAGCCAGGAAGAGGAAGUUCAAAAACUGCGCAGUGAGCUGGAAUCAUCACGAGCUGCCAAAGAGACGGCCGAGGCCCUUGCAGCUCAGCAUUCCUCCAUCGCUGCAGAAGUAGAGGCGAAGGCGGCAGCGGCGUGCGCAGAGGCAGCGGAGGUCAGAGCCGAAGCUGCGAGGCUGCGAGUGACGGCCGAAGAGACGUCAGCAGAGCUGCUGACUGCCAGAUCGCAGUUGAAGGAAGCAGAGCGGAAUCUCUCCGAGGCUGAAGAGAAAGUCACUGCUGUUCAAGAGGCUUGCAACACCGCCCUUGAGCAGCAGGCAGAUGCUGAGAAACAGCUGCUGCGAUUUCGAGAAGCUUCUUCCAGGGAAACUGCGUCCGAAUCGCACAGGCUACUAACAGAUUUAACUAUCAAGUUGGCACAGGCAGAGGCCGACACGGCCGAAGCGAAGAGUCAGGCAAGCAAAAGCAAUGCUGAGAUGCAGCAUUUGCAGUCUGCAUUCGCCGAUGCUCGACGCGAACUGGAAGUUGUAUACAGCCUCCUCUCGAACUCGGAAGUGGUUCAUCAAGAUGCCAUGAGACAUUUGAAAGGAACCAUCAGAGACCGUGAGCUUGCGAUGGCACACCUGCGUCACCUCCUGGAAAGAUGGCGUGAGCCACCUGUUCCGGUAAAGGAGGAUGAGGACCUGAAGCGGAAGCUGACAGCUGACACUCCCUCGGCCAGCACACCCGGAAUUCAAUCCUGCUUGAGUUUGCCGAGCCUGUCGUCGGUUUCCUCGCCUCAGAGCGUGCGCACGGUCAAGAGCAAGCCUACGCCCAAAGAGAUCGAAGAUCGGAAAAAAAGGUGGAGUGCCAACUGGCACUAG
This is a messenger RNA of Symbiodinium sp. CCMP2456, 1527 nucleotides long. The record is from the annotation of a GenBank genome assembly. NCBI's taxonomy places the organism in Eukaryota, Dinophyceae, Suessiales, Symbiodiniaceae.